CGUCAUCCGCAAUUCCAAGCAUUGGGGAUUCUCUUCUUUCUUCUAACCGGAACCCCUUCCCUCUCUGAUCCAAACAGAGUUACGAAUUAAAUGAACUAACAAAGAAACCAUAGAUUAACCCCUUCCCUAUCUGAAUCGUCUCAUAAAUCUCCAUCGCUGAAUAAGAGAAUGAAGGGUUCAUCAGAACGAAAGUACAUGCAAGAGUUUCUCCUAUACGCCGCAAGCGCCGCGUUGAGUUGUUUGGUAAUAUUCACAGGUCUCCAUUACUUAGACCCCAACCGUGAAUCCUCCAAGAAAGCUCUCGAACACAAGAAAGCCAUUGCAAGACGUCUAGGUCGUCCCCUCAUUCACACAGAUCAAUAUGAGGAUAUAAUAGCAGGCGAUGUUAUAAAUCCUGACCACAUUGAUGUAGAGUUUGACUCCAUUGGGGGACUGGAAUCUAUUAAAGAAACUUUGUUUGAGCUUGUUAUUCUACCCUUAAAGCGGCCUGAGUUGUUUUCGCAUGGCAAGCUCCUUGGACCAUUAAAGGGGGUUCUGUUGUAUGGACCCCCUGGCACUGGGAAAACCAUGCUUGCCAAAGCUAUUGCCAGGGAGUCUGGAGCGGUUUUCAUUAAUGUGAGGAUAUCUAACCUCAUGAGCAAGUGGUUCGGAGAUGCCUCAAAGCUUGUGGUUGCUGUAUUUAGUUUGGCUUAUAAGCUUCAGCCUGCCAUCAUAUUCAUUGAUGAAGUAGACAGUUUUUUGGGUCAGCGUCGUCAAUCAGAUCACGAGGCUUUGUUAAACAUGAAAACUGAGUUCAUGGCUCUAUGGGAUGGAUUCACUACCAACCAGAAUGCCCGAAUUAUGGUACUUGCAGCAACUAAUCGUCCUUCGGAACUUGAUGAAGCAAUACUUCGGCGUUUUCCUCAAUCCUUUGAAAUUGGACUUCCUGACCAGAAGGAAAGGGCUGAUAUAUUGAAAAUCAUCUUAAAGGGUGAGAGGAUUGAAGAUAACAUAGACCUCGAUUAUAUAGCUAGCUUAUGCGAGGGUUACACUGGGUCAGAUCUAUUUGAUCUUUGUCAGAAGGCCGCCUAUUUUCCUAUUAGAGAACUGCUGGAAUAUGAGAAGAAAGGGAAACAAUCUCCUGCACCUAGACGAUUGUCACAGGUAGAUUUGGAAAAGGCCCUCUCCACUACUCGGACGAUGGUUGCUGCAAACGAAUACGAUGGAUUGAACCAACAGUCAUCAUCAAGACGGACAUUUCCUGUUGAUUCAGAGUAGCUAAGAUUCACCAAGACAAUGCAGUUAUCAAGUUGCCAACAUUCAUCAGUGAUUGAGAUGUGGGGGAUAUAACUGGCGUUGGAGUGGGUGUGGCAUGGUUACUCCUUCACUCUUUAUGUUUGGUGAUUUGAGUUUUUUGCACACGUAAUGUAUUAAACAAUUGUAUAAUUGAUGUGUACAUAUGUAUACAAGUACCAAUACUUUUUUCUGAAAUUAUUUCGUGAAUUCUAGUUUUUCAAUA
Molecule: messenger RNA, 1498 nt
Organism: Vicia villosa (hairy vetch)
Lineage: Eukaryota; Viridiplantae; Streptophyta; Magnoliopsida; Fabales; Fabaceae
Exons: 6
Coding region: 169-1257 (362 amino acids)
Cellular component (GO): mitochondrial outer membrane
Molecular function (GO): ATP binding; ATP hydrolysis activity
Source: RefSeq, a predicted model, not a curated record